Messenger RNA from Dunckerocampus dactyliophorus (ringed pipefish), 3566 nucleotides. It is a transcript of the gene ttyh2, whose product is annotated as tweety family member 2. Gene Ontology annotation, cellular component: plasma membrane. Gene Ontology annotation, molecular function: volume-sensitive chloride channel activity; intracellularly calcium-gated chloride channel activity. The record is from RefSeq and is a predicted model, not a curated record. The coding region runs from base 1569 to 3272 and encodes 567 amino acids. Lineage: Eukaryota; Metazoa; Chordata; Actinopteri; Syngnathiformes; Syngnathidae. The transcript is spliced from 14 exons.
AAAAUAUUUGCAGAAAUGUGAAGGGUGUACUCACUUUUGUGACAUACUGUACAUGAUGGGCUAUUUUUCAUUUUGGACAUGUUGUAUGACCCCCCCCCCCAUCAGGAGUGUUGUACAUCAGUGACUUGUACAACGCUGGUGGGGGUGUCAUACAACUUCAUGUCAAAAAGUCCCAACUAUCCCUUCAAGACUUGAAUGAUUGGGUGAUCUGACGUUGCGUAGAACAGGGGAAACGUUAGAUGACACCUGGAGGUGUUCAAUGGAAAUACCAAAAGAAACCAGUUACCCUUGCCUGGUUUUAAAUACAUUUUAGAUGCAAGUGUACCUGAAUGCCUCACGGCGCAAGGUGGGAGCACAAACAUGCGAACAAGCAUGACAACAUAAGUUUGAUGGUUCUAUUUAUAAUACGCGUUCCAAUCCCCGCACGGUGCACCCAUGUAAACCUGCCACUGGGGGUGGGGAUUCCCCUAAAAAUGAGGCUUUAUUGUACCUGGGCCACUGCUUUAUCUUGAAUAUUUGUUUGCUAUGACAUGAAUAUGAACACACCACAGCCAUGUGGGUGGACCAGAACGGUAAUGCUCACAUUGAAGCCAUUGAAACGCAAGGAUGCCAACAUCAGACUUCAUCAAAACAUGUAGGAUGAUUACUUAUCGAUUUAUCAGUGCUCAUGUCAAGCGUCAUGAAAAUGUCCCCAUGCAAAGUCCGCAUUUUCCACCCAGACUGACAAUGAAAUGAUGUCGAAGUGAAGGUGAAAGAAGAUAAAAGGUAUAUGUCUUCAGGUGAAAUGCGUGAGGGGGGACACUGUUAUUCAACAUUUGACUUCCAAAUGUUGGCAUUUUGGGAAAGAGGAAGCCAUUAGCACUUCAAUGGAUGCUACAUUCCGUAGCUUUUUUUUCACUUGUCUGCAGCAAACAUUGAAUAAAUUAUAGAUUGUAAUUUUUAGUGGUGUGAAACUUUACUGAGCUAGAAAUCUAAAAUAUAAAUGUUUUAAUGCAUUUUAGCCCUUUAGUAACGUGCAUUCGACUGCUCAUGUUGUGCCAACGGUGUUGUCAUAACACCAGUUGUCCACCAGAUGACAGCAGAGCAGCACGCUUGCUUUCCGAUGGUUCAAAGUAGAAACGGGGACAAAAAGGACAUGAACGACUUGGCAGGGACCACCCACUCAUCUUGGACGCGCGUCUCUUGUCCCUCACGAGCCCCCUCCCCCACCCCACCACUCCUUAAAGUGUCACGCAUCCCCUCGGGGUUAAGGUGCGCGCUCCCGCUUGGUGGUGGCCGCGCGUCGUGUGUUCGGAGCAAGACGCGCGGAUUCACUCGCACGCGCUCCCUGAGAUUACGUUUUACUCCAGGAUCGACCUGGAUCGAAAUAUUCUUGCGUGUUCGUGGUGUGUUGUAGAACACCUCCACCCCCCCAACCACAUCCCCCACCUCCACCGACCAUGUUGUCACCCCGCCUUUGUCUCGCAUGAGUCGGGGCUGCUGAGAGCCAACUUGGCCUCCGGUCGAGGCUCUAUUGCUUCAACUUAAAGACUUUUUCUUCUUGAUUGUUUUGAAGCCGCCGAGUAGGGAUGUCGUCUUCUCGCACGGAUUACGUGGCGCCAUGGUGGACGUACUGGCUGCACACCUUCCCUCACAUCAACCUCAGCUUCCAGCCUGUGGACAACACCUUCCAUCCUGAGCACGAGAGCUACCAGCAGUCUCUGCUGUUUGUGUGCUGCAUGGCGGCGGCGGCGCUCGGCGUGAACCUCUUGUGUCUGGCCGUCUACCUCAGCUGCCUCUGCUGCCGCCGCAAGGACGAGGGGGACGAGGACGGCAAGAAGCCCACGUCCUGCUGCGUCACCUGGUUGGCCGUCAGCGCCGGCCUGGUCACAUGUGUGGCAGUGGGCGUGGGUUUCUAUGGCAACAGCGAGACCAACGACGGCGUGUAUCAGCUGACCUACUCCCUCUACAACGCCAACAACACGCUGGCCGGCGUGGACGGCCUGCUGCAGGUGACGACCACCAUGGGCAGCAUGAAGAGCGGUCUGCAUCAGCACCUGGCCAGGCUGGACGAGAUCUUCGCCACGCGCGGCGACUACGUUCAGACCCUGCAGUUCAUGCAGCAGAUGGCCGACAACGUCAUCAAGCAGCUGCUGGGCCUGCCCGACUGGGCGCGGGCCGACGUGGACCUGGCGUCCGUGGCCGACCUCACGGCGAGCGUGGAGUACUACAGGUGGCUGGGGUACCUGCUGCUCCUCAUCCUGGACCUCAUCAUCUGCCUGCUGGCUUGUCUGGGCCUCGCCAAGCAGUCUCGGUGGCUGCUGACCACGAUGAUGCUGUGUGGGGUGCUGACCCUGAUCCUCAGCUGGGCCUCACUUGGAGCUGAACUGGCCGCUGCUGUGGGCACCAGUGACUUCUGUGUGGCGCCUGACAAGUACAUCAUGAGCCAAGUCAAAGGUGUCGUGGGCACAGAUAUCCUUCAUUACUACAUUUACUGCAACCACACGCUCUCCAAUCCUUACCAGCAGCCUCUUACGCUUUUCCAGAGGUCUCUGACCACCAUGCAGAUCCAGAUCCAGGGUCUGCUGCAGUUCGCCGUGCCGCUCUUCCCUACAGCGGAGAGAGACCUCCUGGGCAUCCAGCGUCUUCUCAACACUUCAGAGGCCAGCCUGCACCAGCUAACUGCUCUGCUGGACUGCAGGGGGCUCAACAAGGACUACUUGGACGCCAUGGUGGGUGUGUGUUACGACGGCGUGGAGGGUGUGCUCUACCUGUGCCUCUUCUCUAUGCUGGCGGCUUGUGCCUUCACCAUCAUGCUGUGUGCCGUCCCCAAAGCCUGGACACAGAUAGCCAGCAGGGAGCAGGACUACGACGACAUGGACGACGAGGACCCCUUCAACCCGCGGCGGAACCGAGUGGGCUCCCAGAACCAGGCUAACAUGCACAGCUUCUGCAGCUACAGCAGCAGCAUGGGCAGCCAGAACAGCCUCCAGCCGCCCGCGCCCCCACCCCUCUCCAGCGCCCCCAUGGGCGACUACACGAACCAGCACGCCCUGUUUGGGGGGAACCCUCGCUACGAGAACGUACCUCUGAUUGGACGAGGCUCGCCCCCACCCUCGGUAUACUCUCAGCAGUAUAGAAGCAGAGUAAGUCUCGUUUUUCUUUCACUAAAAACUCUUCCCAUCCCUCACGUUGCUUUUCUCUGUAUGGCCACCGGAGGGCGCUAUGGUGUAGUUCUUGUCUUGCUUUGUCUCUGCUGUAUGAGCUCAGCGUAUACGAUAUACAGUAUAUGAUCUAUAUGAUGUACUACUCUAUAUGAUCUAUAUGAUAUACAGUACAUGAUCUAUAUAAUGUACUACUCUAUAUGAUCUAUAUGAUAUACAGUAUAUGAUCUAUAUGAUGUACUACUCUAUAUGAUCUAUAUGAUAUACAGUACAUGAUCUAUAUAAUGUACUACUCUAUAUGAUCUAUAUGAUAUACAGUAUAUGAUCUAUAUGAUGUACUACUCUAUAUGAUCUAUAUGAUAUACAGUAUAUGAUCUAUAUGAUGAAGUCUCACCUCCAUCAUGCUCUCCCCCACCCCACACC